GCAUUUAUAACAUAACUGUACCACUAGUAGAUUGUGCUACGUAACUCAGAAUGGAACACUACCUCCAAUAUACGAUAUUAUUUAUAAGUGUUUUAAAGAUAACAAGUUUACCUACCCAAAAUGGGUGUGCCCCACUGGAAGUACAGGAAAAUCGAGAGAAUGUCUCAAUUGAAGUACCUUUUCCUUCGGUGUUCAACAACAUAGCACCUAUGUUGAGAAUAUUACAGUCACCUCAGUAUAUUACACACGUGGGAGCUAAGGAAAUCUUGAAGGUUUUUCAAAGAGCAAAAGAGAAAAAAAGGGAAUUUGAAGCAGCAGGUGGAAAGAAGAAUUAUCCGUUGAUAGUAUUGGAAGGUUUGGCGGGUUCAGGUAAAACUACGCUGGUGAGAAGCCUAGCAAAAAAAAUCAAUGGAGUUCAAAGUCAUUCUCCGUCGUCUUCAGCUCAAAAAUUGAGGAGAUUAUUCUUGAAUGACACUGUAAUGGACAAUUUAUAUCAUUACUUUUCUCAUUAUAUAACGGGUCUAGAAGUCAGCUUAUGGUUAAAAGAUUCCCCAGUAAUACUCGACAGAUUUUGGCAUUCAUCUUCUACUUAUUCUAUCGCACGAGCAGCUUAUAAUACUCAAGGAAUAUACACUUUACCCCCAAGAGGUGAUAAAAUCUACAACUGGCCAGAUGAUCUUCUCAAACCUGACGCGGUGCUUUUUCUUGACGUGGAUGAAACUAGCCGAGUACAAAGAAUUAAUCUUAGACUUCAAGACAAUCUGAAGAAAGGAAGUGAGAAAGAGGAAUUAAUCUUGGGAAAAAAUGAAUUGUUGUUACAAAUUUGUCCAGACUACAGAAAUAACAUAAUUUUGGCUUAUAAAAACAUGGACAGACCAGCAGUGACGUUCCUAAACGCUAGUUUAUCAGUAGAAGAUGUUCUAGAUGAAGCUUAUUCAAAAGUGAAACCUUUACUAGGAUCUAGUUAUCAAGUCUCCUAAUACAAAAAAUAUUUACUAUAUACUAUUAAAAAGUAUGAAGCUAUAUUAGAUUUUUUUCUAUUUCUAUGAAACAAAAUUGAAUAUUGAUAUCUUCCUAUCAAUUUACAGUUCAAUUAUCACUUGAAAGUAAUACUAAAAUUAUUUUGAAAUCGCUAACUUCCUUGUAACUAUUUAAAAUGAAUAUAAAGCAGGAAUUCACGUCGUUAUUUGAAAACUUUUGAAUUUGUUGAUUUGGAUAUAUUAAUCCAAAUAUGUUUGAGUUAUAUGUAGCUAAUUACUGGUUGCUACGGACAGCAAGACUUCUUACAAAAAUAAAACUAUUUUAAAUCAUUGAAUACUCAAAUAAACGUAAAUGAUUCCUCAUUUCAAAAUCUAGAAAAAGAGAAUGCAAUGUAUUCAGCUUUUAAUUAUAAUUUCAGAUUCCAAGGAGAAUAUAGCUAAUUAGCCUCUAUAUUUCAUUUUUGGACAUAUGUCUCUCCCAUCAAAUUUCUAUCUUCUCUGUUUUUCGCGGUAUCUACCAUCUAGAUCCUGCGUGUACCUUCAAGUCGUUCACCUCUCAUCUUCCUUGCAACCUAGCCUAAAUUAUCAAAGAUGUUUCCAUAGCACUCAGAAUAUUAAGGUUUCGCCUUAGUUCAAAUAUUCAAUGUCAAGUGUGAAUGGAACUUCAGUUGUUGACAAUAUAUUGUUUUACGUUACUCAUCAUGGUUUGCCCUAUAAAAUAACAGCUGAUUGUGGUUCAGAGUUCAAUAACGACCUGCAAGAUUUUUGCGAACUAUAUAGAAUUGAAUUACAUUAUACAACAUCAAAAAAUAGUAACUCCAAUUCACCUGCAGAACAUUGUCAUUCUAGUCUAAUUGACCAUUUCAGAUGUAUAAAAGAAAAUAAUAAAAAUUAAACACCUAACCAGUUAAUAAAACAUUCAAUAUUAGCUUAUAACAAUUCAAUUCACUGUGUAACACAAUUCACACCUUUUGAAAUUAUAAAGGUCAUAUAAAUAAUCCCGAUCCAUUUGAUUUAGAUGAUCAUCUAAUAAUAUCCAACUAUAUACAAAAUCACAAACAAACCUCCAAAUUAUUAUAUGAAAAAAUUAAGGAUAGAAAUGCUAAUAUUAAAGAAAAAAUAAUAAAUAAGCGAAACGAACAUAGAAAUGAUCCCCCUUCCUAUGAAAAACAAAACAAAGCUUAUAUAAAAACAAAAUUUAGAGACCAAAAAUUAGCAAAAUUCAAAAAAGUAUGAAUUAUAAAAGAUUCUGGAAUAUUGUUAGAGACUGAUAGAGGAAUCUAUAAUAAUAACAUAUUCAGAAAUUCAAAAACUAAAACUAAAACAGAAAAAUUGUUACAGAAUAAUGAAGCUGAUGACAGUAUUAAUAAUACUACUUACUUACAAGACGACUAAGACAGAAGACAUAGAAAUUACAAAAAUGAAUAACUUACUAUUACCUAUUAAUUUAGGA
Molecule: messenger RNA, 2433 nt
Organism: Diorhabda sublineata
Lineage: Eukaryota; Metazoa; Arthropoda; Insecta; Coleoptera; Chrysomelidae
Product: UMP-CMP kinase 2, mitochondrial-like
Exons: 6
Coding region: 51-980 (309 amino acids)
Biological process (GO): dTTP biosynthetic process; dUDP biosynthetic process; dTDP biosynthetic process
Cellular component (GO): mitochondrion; cytoplasm
Molecular function (GO): dTMP kinase activity; ATP binding
Source: RefSeq, a predicted model, not a curated record